Messenger RNA from Fusarium graminearum PH-1, 1224 nucleotides. RefSeq lists its product as uncharacterized. Gene Ontology annotation, molecular function: protein binding. Bases 1 to 1224 code for a protein of 407 amino acids. The record is from RefSeq and is a predicted model, not a curated record. The transcript is spliced from 3 exons. Lineage: Eukaryota; Fungi; Ascomycota; Sordariomycetes; Hypocreales; Nectriaceae.
AUGGCUUUCCAGAGCAGUGUUCUUAGAGAUGGCGAGUGGGUGACGCAGACCGUCAGCUUCCAAGAUGCUUUGAAGGCCUCCUCUUCUGUGCCCAAAACCGCAUCUGAUCAGCAUACCGAAAAACCUGCCUGUGGUAUCCUUUCGAGGACUAUUAUAGAGAGUCCCGUUGUUCAUUGGGUUCUCCCAGUGUUGUUGCGGUCACGCUCCAACAAUGAUCUUGCGUUUAUUGGGGAUCGCUUCGUUCAAAUAAGUGAACUCCGUGAGGAUGGGCAAGUUCAUGAGGUUAUAAGAAAAGCCGAUUUUGGUACGCGAAUUCGCAAUGCCGCCGUCCUCGGAGCAGUCCCAGGCGUCGGGACUAAGGGGGCACGUCCCGGCUCGAUUAAGACUGAAGACACUGAUGUUGCUAUGCAAGACGAUUCUAUGAUGUAUGAAGCCGACGGACAACAUACGUUACCGCCGCAACUCCUGGUGCUGAUGCUCGAGACCGGCGAUGCUGUUUUCCUGUUCAUCCGACAACGCUUGGACGGAACGCUUGAAUUUGUGACAACAAAGUACGAGAGCCCUAGAAAUCUACAAUUCUUAGGAUAUCAUCUUGCUAUUGACCCCUCGUCCCGAUACCUGGCUGCUGGGUCCGCCCAAGGGGCGUUUAUUAUCUACGAAUUGGAGUCACUGACCACUAUGAACUCACAAUUCCGCCAUCAUGGCUCUUUCAAACCUGUCAAGACAAUUAGAGUCCGGACAACACAAGGAGUUAUACACAAAAUGGAAUUCUUACACCCACGACCCGAGGAUGACUAUCAUAUCAUUCUCCUUCUCAUCGUCAUUCAUCGCGAAAUCAACAAGCAGGGUCACAUCUCUCGCAUGGUUGUCUACGACUGGGAGCUUGGUGAUGAACUUAGCACUGUCCUCCGGUCAGAGAAGGGAACUCUUCUCCCAAGAGAACAUAGGAUGCCCCUCAUGAUCAUCCCCCUCAAACUCAACACUGCCUUCUUUGCGGUUUCGGAACAUUGCAUUGCUCGUGAAGAUGGCGUUAUUACCCAGAUCGAGAUUGACGCAACGGCUCUAGUUCCUUCGGUGCUCAACGUCGGAACGAUCAACACCAAUAUUACGACUGCGUUCACCGCCGCCUAUGAUGUCUUUUCGGAUGUGCUCGUGAUUGGAGGCGAGUCUGGUCCAGGGGGUAUUUGGAAGGUAUUUGACUCUCUGCUCAUGAAUUUAACUUGA